UAAAAAAUUAAAAAUAAAGGCGUGCCAGCCUUUGGCCACACAUAAACAACUAAAAUGGAAAACUAUGAAAAUCAUAUUAAAACUAAAAGAUCUCCAACGGUUUUUGGAUCUGCACUUGUUCCAGCUAACUCAAGUACUCCGUAUUCAGAUGCAACUCAAACAAAAAAACAUUCUCCUGGCCAUAUAAAAAGGCCAAUGAAUGCAUUCAUGGUCUGGAGUCAAAUGGAACGACGGAAAAUAUGCGAAAAAACGCCAGACUUGCAUAAUGCUGAAAUUUCUAAGGAACUAGGCAGACGAUGGCAGCUUUUAUCCAAGGACGAUAAACAGCCAUAUAUUAUCGAAGCAGAAAAGCUGCGAAAACUUCAUAUGAUAGAAUAUCCAAAUUAUAAAUAUAGGCCACAAAAAAAACAAUCAAGAUCGUCAGUCGUUUUAAAGCAAAAUCAGGAUAUAGAUAUCGAUGUUAAGCAGGAUUCACAGAAUAUGACGACACCUGUUGCAAUAAAUGGAACAUGUACUGCCGGUCGGAAAAACAAAAGAUCUACCUCUACUUGUCAAUCUAGUGCGUUGUCAAAACGUCUAAAAAAUGAUUCAGGUGAUAAUGUAAAAUGUAAUAAUGAUAUAAAGACCCCCUCCCGUACUUUUGAAGUUGUACUCCCACCGGAAAAGGAUUAUGUAAAUCUCCAGUCAGCCGAAUUUGUACAAACAAAUAAUCGAAUCGAUUCCGGUAUUCAUUCGGGCGAUAGUAUAGUUAAACUGGAAAAUGUAUCGGAUAACAAUAAUGCCCUUAUCACGCAAGAGAAUUUGACAUUUCUUCAAUUCUUUGAUAAUCCGCAAAAAACUGAAGACGCAAUUCUAGAAACGAACUUAUCGUGUAUUAGUCAGGGCGUUAGCCAACACGUCCAGCCAAAUUUUGGUGAUUGUCAGAAUAUUGGAGAGCCCGUAUUUGAUUCUGAAGAAAAUAUUGUGAACGAUGCAAAUUUGCAUUCGGCUAGCCAUCACUUACCCCCCUAUGUGCCAGAUACGCAGGAGUGUUUUGCCGAAGACUGUGGAUCCGAAAGUAUACCCCAUCAGCCAUUCUACGCAUUGCGGCCACAAACAGUUACAAUGAACAUUGAAAUUCAUAAUAGUCCAGUUACCUAUGGAGCGAAUACAUUCCAAAAUGAAGAAUUCAACCCAAUUCCAUCGACGACCGAAGACAGCGAUUGUAGCAUCCUAACAUCUACACAUUCGCCACACAUUGGCUUUUGUAGUAGCAGUAUAGACAACAGUCUGGUGGAAUCUGAAGGUAUUACAAAUCCAUGUACAUAUUCUAACCAGGACUACAGCGGUAAUUUGAUUGGAGCAAAUAAUGAUCUCAACUACUCAGUACAUGAUAACGAUGGAGCUCUACUGGCUUAUACUUUUGAGGAUCUACCACCUCAACCAACUGGUAGUCAUCUAGAAUUUAAUACUAACAGAUAUGAGUUUUCAAGCGUAUACAAAAUGUGAGCUAUAGAAUGUGAGAAAUAUUUAAGCUUUGUGUAAUUUUUAAUAAUAUGUUUUUACGUUUAUAAAUAUACAC
Molecule: messenger RNA, 1561 nt
Organism: Drosophila arizonae
Lineage: Eukaryota; Metazoa; Arthropoda; Insecta; Diptera; Drosophilidae
Gene: Sox14
Product: Sox box protein 14
Biological process (GO): brain development; positive regulation of transcription by RNA polymerase II; negative regulation of transcription by RNA polymerase II
Cellular component (GO): nucleus
Molecular function (GO): DNA-binding transcription activator activity, RNA polymerase II-specific; RNA polymerase II cis-regulatory region sequence-specific DNA binding
Source: RefSeq, a predicted model, not a curated record